AUGAUACCUUAUUCACAAACACCCGUUGAAUGGUCCACUAUCACAAAUGACGUGAAAAGAUAUAUUAUUGGUUUUUUGGACUAUGAAUCCAGAUGCAACAUGAGACUUUGCUCAAAAAGUGAUUAUUCUUUUGUGAGUUCGAUUAGUUUCAAAGCAAAUAGACUCUCGAUUUCGGAAGUUUUCAGUGAGAUGGAUAUAAAUACUAAGACAAUAAUCCGUUGUGAUAUUGAUUCAUUUACAAUCUGGUUCAUUGGGAAAGAGAAUGUGACUCGAGUUGAUCGGGCAUGGAAUGGAGAAUUAAUUCAUGAGUUCUCUGAAAUAAAACAUGAAAAUCGAUACGAUUUGUACAGAAGAUUCUUGGAUAAUUAUCAUAAUAGAUUUGGAAUAACUCAUGCUUCAACGAUCAGUAUUGUACUGUUUCCACAUGCGCCGUCUCCCAAUUGGCGUAUCAAAUGUGACAAUCUGACUUUAUACGGACUACGUGGCGGAUAUGACGUCACUUGGCUGAAUCAAUGUAUUUCUAGAAAGUUUAACAGUUUGGAAAUUGCGGGAGGAGACGGUACUUUGAUAGAAGUAAAUGAUAGAAUGUUGGACUCUUCUGAAAGUUUAAAAAUCGAUGUUGAUUCGAAUAUGACGGAUGAGCAGUUGGAAAGAGUGAAGGCAACGAACUUUAUCAUUAGAUCGGAUUUGAUUACUGUAAAUGCAGUGAAAAAAUAUUUGGAGUACUAUCUCAAAAAUCGCCGAGAAAAUGAUCGAAUCGAGAUCUUCUUUCAACUACCAAGGGAUUAUGACUUUUCUCGGUUGAUCCCGGAAUCGGUGAUCUUUCGGAAACUUCGAAUUCCAGAAUACUCGUCAAGUAUUUUCAGAAUCAAACUAACUGGUUUCCAAAAUGAAAAUGGGUUCAAUGAGCCACAGGAUUUGAGAGUUCGAUUCACUCCCGAUCGAGCAAAUAUUACUUGUGAAACACUGAAAAGAGGCAGAUCUGUUUCAUUAUAUAGUUUGGAUAAAGACGACGAAGACUCCGAGUAUAACGAUAUAGAUUUUGAUCAACUCUCAUUAGUCUAA
Molecule: messenger RNA, 1065 nt
Organism: Caenorhabditis remanei
Lineage: Eukaryota; Metazoa; Nematoda; Chromadorea; Rhabditida; Rhabditidae
Exons: 6
Coding region: 1-1065 (354 amino acids)
Molecular function (GO): protein binding
Source: RefSeq, a predicted model, not a curated record